CUAAAGCUAUUAUUUGCUUGGAGAAGUAAUCUCGUUACAACAAGGCUUUACCUUGUUGGCAUGGCUGGAAAAUGAAUGCGUAAACCACCAAGCGCACGGGCAGCGUUUUGUGAAGGGCGUUGUGCGCUCUCCUGUGGAUUUUCUUGGACACUGAGCUCAACAGGAAGGCGAAUCUUUGAGAGCACAAAUGAGGACGUUGGAUGCGGUGUGCCUUCGCCUGACACCUGUUGCUAUCUUUUUUAUAUUCAGCGCUGGUCUACUGAGGAUUUAACAGCAGCAUCGCUCACCAUCACACCAGGACAAUGUCGGAGGAACAAACUGAUUCGAACUCUAGUCGGUACUAUUUUGACAACACCUCAACUAGAGUCCAGAGCAGCUUCGUGUUUUCAGGACCCAUGUUUGUCAUUUUGAUGGUGAUGAUGGUGACUUUGGUCGUUGUCAUAGUUUUGGGUAACGCACUGGUCAUCGUGGCCUUUAAAGUGGACAAGAGUUUGAGAAGACAAUGUAAUUACUACUUCCUUAAUUUGGCAAUAUCAGAUUUUCUUGUAGGGGCAUUCUGCAUCCCUGUCUACAUGCCUUACAUCCUCACAGGCAAGUGGACUUUGGGUCAAGGACUGUGCAAGCUGUGGCUGGUCAUGGACUACCUGCUUUGUUCCGCGUCUGUCUUCAACAUUGUCCUCAUCAGCUACGACCGCUUCCUGUCAGUCACCAGAGCAGUAAGUUACCGCGCCAGACAGGGCAUGACUCAUCAAGCCAUAGUCAAGAUGAUUGCUGUCUGGGUGCUAGCCUUUGUCCUGUAUGGCCCAGCUAUCAUAUUCUGGGAACUGGUGGUGGGCAAAAGCCGUGUGCCAAAGGAUGAGUGUUUUGCGGAGUUCUAUUACUCUUGGUACUUCCUCCUGAGUGCCUCUAUGCUGGAGUUCUUCUCUCCUUUCAUCUCUGUGGCUUUCUUCAACCUCAGCAUUUACCUCAGCAUACGCAGGAGGAGGCUCCACAGCAGGGAGGGCCAGCACCAACUUCAACUGAGCGAGUCUGCCUCUGCCCAGGAGAAAGGUAUCCCCCUGUCCCACAACUGGUGGUUUGGAAUGAAACUGGCUGUAAGAGGCUCUAUCCAAUCCCAGACCACCUCUCCCACUUUGGGUAGACUAGAUACCACAACCAGCAGGGCUGCCCAGCCUAACCGUCUGUCCAGGGAUAAGAAAAUUGCUAAGUCCCUGGCCAUCAUAGUGUGUGUGUUUGCCAUCUGCUGGGCACCGUACACCCUACUGAUGAUCAUCCGUGCUGCCUGCAGAGGGCGGUGCAUCCAGCAUCACUGGUACGAGGUCACCUUCUGGCUCCUGUGGCUCAACUCUGCUAUUAACCCAUUCCUGUACCCGCUUUGCCACAGUAGCUUCCGCAGAGCCUUUAGCAAGAUUCUCUGCCCAAGGCGGCAUACAACUCCCGCAUCAUCUGUCCUUCGUUCUGGCCAUUGACAAGCGAGAUCCAUGAAAGGAUGGGGAUGAACAAUGUGCCAAAACUAUGAAUGGAAAUAUUCAAAUCGAACCCAUACAUUACACAGUUUCAGCAGGUAAAGCAAAAAAGCGUCAUGGUUUGUCACAUAUACCAGAAAUAAUAGUUUUCAACUGUGAUUUUCAGUGUUUGGAUGUAUAAGGUUGGGAAUGUACAGUACGAUGUAAUUUUCACUUCCUUGUGUUCACAUCUAAACUAUGUAUUACACUUCCAUCUUAGGUAUGAAAGUAAUUCUCCUGUCCAAAAAAUCUGAAUAUACCAACAAAAGUAAAAGGAUAAUUAAUACCGUGGUUUUCACAUUCUAUGAGAAAAUAUAUUAUCAAAGUUCUAGUGCUAUAUAGGCUAGAAGCAAUUUAUCAAUUAUG
Molecule: messenger RNA, 1871 nt
Organism: Etheostoma cragini (Arkansas darter)
Lineage: Eukaryota; Metazoa; Chordata; Actinopteri; Perciformes; Percidae
Product: histamine H3 receptor-like
Exons: 3
Coding region: 303-1469 (388 amino acids)
Biological process (GO): adenylate cyclase-activating adrenergic receptor signaling pathway
Cellular component (GO): membrane
Molecular function (GO): histamine receptor activity
Source: RefSeq, a predicted model, not a curated record